AGGCAGCCGAGGCGGAGCUGAUGGCUGCGCUGAGGGCGGGGCGGGGUGCAGGCUGGAGCCUCCGAGGAUUGCGGGCUUUGGGGGGAAUUCGCUGUGGAAAAGGAUCCCUGUUGACCCCUGACCUCCGUGCCUUGCUGACGUCAGGAACUCCUGACCCCCGGGCCCGGGUGACGUAUGGGACCUCGAAUCUCCGGGCCCGGUUAUCUGCAGGGGUCCCUGAACCCCCGGCAUGUCUGACGUCGGGGACCCCGGAUUCCCGGGCACGGCUGACCGCGGAGAUCCCGGAUCCCCAAACCCGGGAGGCCUCAGGGACCCCUGGGACCCGUCCGCGUGUGUGGCUGGCGGUGGCGCUGGGCGCCGGGGGGGCUGUGCUGUUGUUGUGGGGCGGGGGUCGGGGUCCUCCGGCGGUCCUCGCCGCGGUCUCUGACCCGCCGCCCACCUCUCCCCGGAGCCAGUACAACUUCAUCGCAGACGUGGUGGAGAAAACGGCACCUGCCGUAGUCUAUAUCGAGAUCCUGGGCCGGCACCCUUUCUCAAGCCGCGAGGUCCCUAUCUCAAAUGGCUCAGGAUUCGUGGUGGCUGCCGAUGGGCUCAUCGUUACCAAUGCCCAUGUGGUGGCAGAUCGGCGCCAUGUCCGCGUGAGGCUGCCCAGUGGCGACACCUAUGAGGCCAUGGUCACAGCUGUGGAUCCCGUGGCAGACAUUGCUACCCUUAGGAUUCAGACCGAGGAGCCUCUCCCCACGCUGCCGCUGGGACGCUCAGCCGAUGUUCGGCAAGGGGAGUUUGUUGUUGCCAUGGGAAGUCCCUUUGCGCUGCAGAACACCAUCACAUCCGGCAUUGUCAGCUCUGCUCAGCGCCCAGCCAGAGACCUGGGAUUGCCCCAAACCAAUGUGGAAUACAUCCAGACUGAUGCAGCUAUUGAUUUUGGAAACUCUGGAGGUCCUCUGGUUAACCUGGAUGGGGAGGUGAUCGGGGUGAACACCAUGAAAGUCACGGCUGGAAUCUCCUUUGCCAUCCCUUCUGAUCGCCUUCGAGAGUUUCUGCGUCGUGGGGAAAAGAAGAAUUCCUUGUUUGGAGUCAGUGGGUCCCAGCGCCGCUACAUUGGGGUGAUGAUGCUGACUCUGACUCCCAGCAUCCUUGCUGAACUGCAGCUUCGAGAACCAAACUUUCCAGAUGUUCAGCAUGGUGUGCUCAUCCAUAAAGUCAUCCUGGGCUCCCCUGCUCACCGGGCUGGCCUACGGCCGGGUGAUGUGAUCUUGGCCAUCGGGGAGCAGCUGGUACAAAAUGCUGAAGAUGUCUAUGAAGCUGUGCGAACCCAAUCCCAGCUGGCAGUGCGGAUCCGGCGGGGACCAGAAACACUGACCUUAUAUGUGACCCCUGAAGUUACAGAAUGAAUGAAUCAGCAAGAGUCUGAGGCUCCUGCUGACUUCCUCCUGCCUUCCUGGCCUCAGCUCCGAGGGCACAUAGGCAGAGGAUUAAAUGAACCAGUGGGGGCAGGUCCCUCCAACCACCAGCACCAAUUCCUGGGUUCUGAAGACUCACAAAAACACUUUUUAUAUAAAAUAAAAUUAUACCUAGCAA
Loxodonta africana (African savanna elephant) is the source of this 1581-nucleotide messenger RNA. RefSeq names its product HtrA serine peptidase 2 (gene HTRA2). The coding region runs from base 21 to 1394 and encodes 457 amino acids. NCBI's taxonomy places the organism in Eukaryota, Metazoa, Chordata, Mammalia, Proboscidea, Elephantidae. The transcript is spliced from 8 exons. The record is from RefSeq and is a predicted model, not a curated record. Gene Ontology annotation, molecular function: protein binding; serine-type endopeptidase activity. Gene Ontology annotation, cellular component: mitochondrion. Gene Ontology annotation, biological process: positive regulation of apoptotic process; proteolysis; programmed cell death.